Molecule: messenger RNA, 1032 nt
Organism: Acanthosepion pharaonis
Lineage: Eukaryota; Metazoa; Mollusca; Cephalopoda; Sepiida; Sepiidae
Source: the annotation of a GenBank genome assembly
AUGUUAAAAUCCGUCACCAACUAUUCCGCUUUUGGUGUUUUCCGCUUUUUCUUGGUCAUUUUGUCAUUUUUCCUUUCACCAGCGAUGUCAAUAAUAUUUUACUUAAACACCGAAGAAAUCAGCGACACAUCCGAUAUUUCAAUGAAGAGCAAGCCUUACUAUACGUUCUUAUUUUCCUUCUCUCUUUCCUUUGUUCACCCAUUGGGCUUCGAUUUCUUCUUUCAUUCUCGUCACGCAUCUGAUUCUUUUUCUUUUCUUCAUUUUAUUUCAUCAUUUUGUCUUCGAUUCUCAGAAUUUCUUCCCUUCCAUUUUCCGACGGUCAAUCUUUUUCUUUUUUUUCUUUUUUUUUUUGUAUUUCUUUUUCAUUCAUUCUUUUUUGUCUUUUGUUUUUGCCUUUUCUUACUUUCUCGUAUUUUUUCUUCGCUUCUACGUCUUAUCUUUUCCUCUGUUUUUAUUUUAACCUCAUCGCAAAUUAUUCUUCUUUUUCUUCUUUUGCUUCUUCACGUUUCCUCUUGUUAUCUCCUCAUCCCAAAUACUUCUUCUUUUUCUUCUUCUUUUUUCUUCUUCUUUUUCUUCUUCUUCUUCUUCUUCUUCUUAUUUUUUCCUUUUUCUUUGUUUUUCUCCUUCUUGUUUUUCUUCUCCUUCUUCUUCUUAGUUUUUCUUCGUUUUUUUCUUCUUCUUCUUUUUCUUUUUCCUCUUCUUCUUUUUCCUCUUCUUCUUUACUUUUCUUUUUUCUUCUUCUUCGUUUUUCUUUUUCUUCUCCUUCUUCUUCUUUUUAUUAGUUUUUCUUCGUUUUUUUUCUUCUUCUCCUUCUUUUUCUUUUCCGUCUUCUUCUUUUUCUUCUUCUUCUUUACUUUUCUUUUUUCUUCUUCUUCGUUUUCCUUCUUUUUCUUCUUCUCCUUCGUUUUCCUUCUUUUUCUUCUUCUCCUUCUUUUUCUUAUUUUUUCUUCUUUUUCUUCUUCUUCUUUUUCUUCUUCUCCUUCUUUUUCUUCUUCUUUACUUUUUCUCUCGUUAUCUGUCUUUUUUAGCUAA